AUGCUUGAUGAAAUGGAACCUGAGAGUAAGAGAAGAAGAGUAAGACAAGCAUGCAAUCCUUGUCGAAAUAAAAGAGCGAAAUGCGAUGGUGUUAAACCUGUAUGCUCCACUUGCAGAGAAACUGGAUCUACAUGUACCUAUUCUAUUACUAGUAAAAAGAGAGGGUUGAAAACUGGUUAUCUUCACGAUGUAGAGAGAAAGAAAACACUUUUGGAGGCCAUUUUAGGGUUUUUAAUUUCAGAUGUCAAUGAAUCAACAGAAAUUGAAAAGUCAAUUUUUAAAACGCUUUCAGUUUCGGAGAAAGGUGAAGAGUUACUAGGAAGGCUCUCUGAGUAUCAAUUGAGGUGGACGUCGAGCCCAUUGUACGAGCUUUUCGAUAAGCUUGUUUCAGAAAAUGAACUGUUGAUUCAUAUCCCAAAUAAAAAUCGAAUCAAAAAAGAAGAAGAUGACUCACAACGGGAUGAAAUCAGUGUACACAAUGACAUGGAAAGAGGCUGGAAACCUGAAGUUUUACAGUAUCAUGGAAUAUCUGGCCUUGUUUCUGGCUUUUCCCAGAAUGCGAUUCAAGAAUAUAAUAGAAAGUUGGCUUCGAAAGAAACGUCACCGUUUCGAGUUGGUUCAAUAUUUCAUGUCAGACCUAACCUGAAGGUAGUGAAUCAACCUCCUGCUAUCUUCUUUCCUUUAGAUUCUCGAAUUUUGAUCGAUGCAUAUUUUCAAGUUCUACAUCCUUGGCUACCUAUGAUUAAUCGGAUCCAUUUGAUUAGAUAUAUUCACCACACAGCUGAAAUGAACAACAGUAAAGGUCCGAAUAAUCCUGACUUAAAUACAAUUGCUCUAAUAUGGACUGUCCUUGCCAUAGGACAAUAUAUUAUUGACGUGAAUGACAAUUCUUCCGAAUCUAUUGCAUCAAAAUAUGCCAGUAAUGCCAUUAGCGCUCUAGAAGGCGCAGGCGACUCAACUUUAGAGACAAUUCAGGCAAUGCUACUUUUAGGGUACUAUCAUUAUUGCGCCGGUGCUUGGGGUAUAUCUUGGGUUCUAACCUCCUCUGCGGCAAGAAUGGCCACUGAUGUAAGAUUAAUGAAGCCUGACACGGAAGGAUCAACUCAAAAUAACAACGUUCCUGUUCUGGUAUUCGAUGACUCAUCUCGUGAACGUACAUGGGCUGUUGCAUUUACUUUAAAUACUCUCCUUGCUGCAAGGAUGGGAAGGUCUCCUGUGAUACGAGCGCUGGACUGGCCAGAAGUCCAAAUAUUUGAAGAUGGGUGGGAAGAAUGGGACUCGUGGGAUGAAUUUGGUCGCCAUGAAGGUGGUGAAAACCCUUUACAUAUAGAAAGUGCUCGGUGCUUAUCAACCUUUAAUCUUCUCUUGAAUAUUGUGAGCAUUCUUAAUUUGUCUAUCACGUCGAUCAUUGAUACUACAGGAAUUAAUGAUAGUCUAUCUACACCGAAUGUUAUUACAUUUGAACAUUUGCAGAAAAAAUUGAAGGACUUGAAGAAUACUUUUCCCAAUUAUUGUCAGUUAAAAACAGAUGCAUCCACUGAAGAAAUCCAAAAGUUGCCUCAUUACAUUAUAUUUGCACAUUUAGCUUAUCAUUUAACCUUGUGUAUUACAGCUGUUAGGCUCAGUGAGGUUGAAGUUUUAGAAGGUUAUAAAUAUUCGAGAAUGGAAAGAAACAAAUUUUAUACUGAGGGGGCAUAUGGCAUUAAGCAUUUUUUAUCUUCAAUGAUAAAGAGACGCUUACUAUACGUUCCAUAUUUGGACUAUUUCACGUCAAUGUGCCUGAGCUCAGGACAGAUGUUGACAAGUGGUUCGAACCCAGAUACUUUUACUCAGUAUGCGAUUAACGUUUUGAAAGAGGCUCCAAAGCUUCUUAAUUCUUGCAGAAUCGCGCAAGAGAUGAUAGAAAUUGAGGGAAGAAUGAAGACGAAUUCAGGAACCAAUUUUUAUAAUUAUCCUAACACACUGCACAAGUUUACUUCUACACUGAAAAGCAUUGACGAAAAUUUGGAAAUCUCCUCUUUUCACUCGUCAUUACAAUCUUCAUGUCUGUCGUUAUUCCCUAAUGAAAUUUCGGGCCAUUCAUCAACAAGUUUCAAUUCUGGCCAAAAUAAGUCCAAAUCUUUCGACUACGACGAAUUGGAUGUGUUCAUGUUAGACACCGAUUCUCCAGAAAACAACCCUCGAAAGGAUAAGUUUUUGAAGAAUCUAGGUUAUGUGGGGGGUACCAAGAAGAAUUGGACAUCGAAAUAUGAAGAGAAAUAA
Molecule: messenger RNA, 2262 nt
Organism: Priceomyces carsonii
Lineage: Eukaryota; Fungi; Ascomycota; Pichiomycetes; Serinales; Debaryomycetaceae
Gene: ZCF10
Product: Zcf10p
Exons: 1
Coding region: 1-2262 (753 amino acids)
Biological process (GO): DNA-templated transcription; positive regulation of transcription by RNA polymerase II
Molecular function (GO): zinc ion binding; DNA-binding transcription factor activity, RNA polymerase II-specific; DNA binding
Source: RefSeq, a predicted model, not a curated record